AUGGCCGAAAGGAACCCUCUUCUCGAGGCCUUGCCACCCGCAACUGAUUACCUCAGCUAUCUCACCAUUAUCGAAUACAACCUCAAUCCGGAGUCCCUACCGACACUGCAUCAAGUGCUUCAAGACACAAAGCUGACUACUAACAUCGGUUGGGAUCUUGUUCAUCUGCUUGUUCCUCUUCUGCCGAACUCGGACGAAUGCUUGCAGGACAUUGCGCGUCUUGGAAACCCACGCGAGGUUAUCCUCAAAGUGACCGAGUCGCUGCGCUUGAUAGACUUCCAGGGCCUUGAGCCGGACACAGAUGACGACGAGCCUAUUGCUGGUGAAGAGACCAAUCCUGCUUAUCACCCCGCUAAGACUGCACCCGUCGAAAGCAAUGAUGGUAAAACCACUCAGGCGGUCGAGACACCUGCUCCUCUGCCCCUCCCUGUGCUUCAAUUCGCCAGCUUGUUGUCCAUGCUGUCAACCUUACACACGCGCAUAAAGACGCAGUAUCCCAGCCGCUUUUUGUCAACAUCACUUCAAGCUAUUCUGGUGUCUUUUAACAAUGCGGUAAAUCACAAGGAGGAGUUGAUCUCGGCCAUCGUCCGGUUUGUCACGAGCGUGUCUGGAAGCAAGCGCCCCCAUCUGCCUCCUCGUAAGAGCAGUACUCAGAUCUUGAGCGCGAAAUCUCAAGCGUCAGCCCCUGACCCAGAGUCCGAUACAGCUGCGAAGGCGCCAUCAGCAAGUGAGGCCGAUAUACAGAAGCGACUCCUUCAAUCCUUCAUCACUCACGUCUUUGAGGAUUACAUGCUCUCCUUGACUUCUGACCGCGAUGCACCCGGCCUAGCUUGGUGUAGUCGUUUACAAGAGAAGCUGCACCCUGAACGUACUGUUCCUGGCAGGCCUUCGAUGACUGAUAAGUUCAUCUUGGAUGAGGAGCUUGCAGCCCGCUUGACUGCUGUUGGCGGUAUAGUCGCAUUGGCUCGCGAUCUUGGUAUGGAAAGAAAAGACCUUCUCCCCGCCAUGGAGAAUCCCGAUCCAGGUCCAUCUCUUGUACCUGAUAACGAAGAAGAGUUUCCCAAGACUGCAAAUGACAUUCCUUUGUCAAAGGUGGGCUCGUUGUUCAUGUUCGCUGCUGCAAACGUAGCAACUGUCCUCUACUCUACACCAAAGCCCAAGGACAUGUUCAGCAUCUUCCCCGAACAUCAAAAAGUUCUGCAGAAUUAUAUCGCAGGCUCAUCCGACAUGGGAGAGACCAUUGGUACAGAGCCUGAAGCCGUGCUUGACGCUAUUUUGGCGCUGGCCAUCCUUGCUAUCGAAGAAGACCAUGUCGGCGAGCCUGCAGACAGCGAACAGUUCAGCCAGUAUCUGCAAUAUCUCUCUCUGAUCUCAUCGAAUUCUCCUUCGCCUAGCAUCCGUUACCAUGCAUUCUAUUUGGCAUCCACCAUCUUGCGAUCGAAUCCCUCCGACGCUGAGAGACUUGCCUUCAUCAGGGACACACUCGAGCAUUGUCCUUUCGACAAUCUGAAGGUCGCAGCUAUCAGCUGGGUCAAAGGCGAGACCAUCGAAGCCAAUCCUCCUACUCCAAAUUCUUCGCACGAGUCUCAGCAUCAGGGAUCAGUUCACGAUAACAAGUAUGAGACUUCGGUGUUCUCAACACCAGUGGCUCUGGACAGUUUGGCGCCCUACUUGUUCCCUGACUUGACUCACGACCUCACGACCAAGAGCAUUACUGAAUCAUGGCUCGUUUUCCAACAGAGUUUGCACUUCUAUCUGGCUUCGCUUAACUUCUACUAUCUUCUCCUGUCGGCACAGCAUCUACACGAGCCAUUGUCUAUCGGCGACCUGCACUCGAACAACGAUGUAGCAGGAUCGUUCUUGCAACCUCUUAGAGUCGCGUCGGCUCGUUUCAAGGAAGGCAAGGCUAAUGGCGAGUUGGCUAGCGUCUGGGAGGAUACAGGUGACAAUGAUGUUCACAUGGCUGAACUUGGCCUACUCGAUGUGACUUUGGAGAAAGUCACAGCUGGUGUUGCUCGUCUGAAUUAG
Messenger RNA from Aureobasidium namibiae CBS 147.97, 2028 nucleotides. RefSeq names its product DUF1760-domain-containing protein. The transcript has a single exon. Gene Ontology annotation, cellular component: cytoplasm. Gene Ontology annotation, biological process: cellular response to oxidative stress. The coding region runs from base 1 to 2028 and encodes 675 amino acids. The record is from RefSeq and is a predicted model, not a curated record. Lineage: Eukaryota; Fungi; Ascomycota; Dothideomycetes; Dothideales; Saccotheciaceae.